This is a messenger RNA of Mytilus californianus (California mussel), 5844 nucleotides long. Its product is annotated as zinc transporter ZIP6-like. Gene Ontology annotation, biological process: intracellular zinc ion homeostasis; zinc ion import across plasma membrane. The record is from RefSeq and is a predicted model, not a curated record. Gene Ontology annotation, cellular component: membrane. NCBI's taxonomy places the organism in Eukaryota, Metazoa, Mollusca, Bivalvia, Mytilida, Mytilidae. Gene Ontology annotation, molecular function: zinc ion transmembrane transporter activity. The coding region runs from base 1405 to 3648 and encodes 747 amino acids. The transcript is spliced from 13 exons.
GUCCCUAAGUCAGAAGCCUGUUAUUCAGUAGUUGUCGUUGGUUGCUGUCUGCCAUAAUUGUUUUUUUCUUUUAUUGGUUUAGCAGCAAUUUCACAUAAAAUAACAGGGCUUUCCAAAUUAUACGUAUGAAAAUAACAGGAUUUCAGAAAAAUAAUACAUACAAAAUAACAGGAGUUUUCAAAUAAUACAUAAAAAAUAACAGGUGUUCCCAUAUAAUACAUAAAAAAUAACAGUAGUUCCCAAAUAAUACAUAAAAAGAAUAACAGGAGUUCUAAAAUAACGAGUUUCAAAAUAAUACACACAAAAAAUAACAGGAGUUCCCAAAUAAUACAUAAAAAAUAACAGGAGUUCUCAAAUAAUACGUAUAAAAAUAAUAGGAGUUUCCAAAUAAUGCAUAAAAAAUAACUGGAGUUUCCAAAUAAUACAUAAAAAAAAUAACAGGAGUUCCCAAAUAAUACGUAUAAAAAUAAAAGGAGUUCCCAAACAGGCGUUACCAAAAUUAUUUGACGGUGCAAUAAACUGAACCAACCAGCUCUCCAAUGAAAGAUAUCUUACAAGCAGAAUUUACAAUAAAACAAUGAACUGAAAAUUGCUAAGCAGAUGACAGCCAGCGAUGGCAUAUACUGGUGAGAUGUUAAACUACUAGUGGAUGAAAAUCAAAUAAAAUGCAACGAUAAAGACAAUCGUUAGCAGGCAAAUGUAAAAAAAAAUAGGCUUGUUUAAUAAUUACUUUUUUUUUAAAUACGUAUAAGACCUUUGGAGAGAGAGAGAGAGAGAGAGAGAGAGAGAGAGAGAGAGAGAGAGAGAGAAAUAAAAGAAAAAAGCAAAAAUACCGAACUCCAAGGCAGAUUCCAAAAGAGGAAGUCCAUCAUAAAAUCUGACAAAUUCAAACGCUAUCAAUCAAUAGAAAGGCUUCUUUCCAAAAUGUGUCAAAAUAAACAGAAAUCAUGAAUUAAUUUAAUAUCUUAUAAAGGAUGUGGUUCUGUCAAACUCCAUGUUCAUCAGGAGGUAUAAUAAAUGUUUUAGACUGAUACAACUGUUGUUUAAUUAUAGAAACGUGUCCUAUGUUACCUUUGACCAGUAUUUUUGUCCAAAUGAAAUAUAUCGUUUCAACAAGACAAAUAUUUUGGUCAACACGAUUGUCUUCUGUAUGACAUAAAACACAUUGUCAACAAAAUUAUUUUGCAACGACAUUUAUCGUUACCUAAAAUUUGUCAUAGUAAAUUAGUGACGUCUUGUUCAUGGACAUGACAUUUCUUUUGCAUUGUCGUCCAUUGAUGGGGACUAAAUUUUGAAUCACCGCCGGUUUCGUCACGUAUGACAUGUAAAUGCUAUCCAUCAUUGUCAAAAUAUUAUGUUUUUAUAUGAAGUCUGUUUCAUAACAACAAAAGGAUCAGUAACAAUAUGGUUGCGUUAAAAGUGCUCUGGAUUUCUCUUUUUCUAUCUUACUAUGGCACAUACGGAAUAAUGGAUAAAAUUGGUGAUAUGCUUAUAGACCCAUAUCAUGAAGUUUUGGACGAAUUAAAAAUCCCAACGAAAAGUGUUUCAAUGUAUGACUUAGAUGACAUAUUAGAGACAUUUUUUGGAAAACUUAAGUGUUUACCUCCAGGAGUGCACCACCAACGAACGUGCAGAACUGCUGUGUGCCUUCAAAGUAGGGAUAUUUUCAAAGCUUUAGGAUUACAACAGGGAGAUGAUCUUCUGGAAGAAAAUUUUGGCAAAUUAUCAAUAAUCUUAACCUAUCAUUUAUUGAAUAUAAAUCAUUUCUGCUACCAAAAUGCAAGUGUAAAUCCGAACCUAGACUAUUACAAGACAGAAUUACUCAAUACACUUAGUCAAUCUCAGCAAAAUAUCAGAGUGAAUGCCUUGCAAAAGGCUCUAGAGGACAUUGAUGACCAGUACGAAUCUGACGAGGAGAAACAUGACGAUGACAGCCACGAAAGCCAAGAGCAUGAUCAUGUUGACGAUAGUCAUGGUCAUAUCGAUGAUCAUGAUGACGAUCACACCGAUAGUGAAGAAUCGUCAACGAUGAAGACCAACGUUCAUGAUCACGAUUCUGAUUCUGCUGAAAGUGACCACAGUGACGAACACGAUGAUAGUCAUGAAGAUGACGACGAUGAAGUAAAGGUUAUUAAGAAUAAGUGUUUGAGUGCCGGAACAAUAUUUGAUGAAUUGGAUAUGGAUCCAGAUGAAGAUGUUCUUGAUAUCAACAGUGUGGAUAAAAUAUCACAGUUAUUGGUCUAUCAUUUCAUGACAGGUGCCCGAAUUCAGAAGGACUGUCGACUUUUCCCGAGGAAAUCAUAUUUUGGGAAUAAUCUACUCACUUAUAUGGAUGCAGUCAAUGAUAGUAUUCCGAAAGAGGAAUUUGUAAAGUUAAUGGUCACCCUCAAAAUUGCAUCUGGAAUGGAUGAACAUGACGAUCACUUGCACAGCAGACGAAAACGAGACUUGACGAACGUGAUUGGUCGGUCAUUAAUACAUAGUCGGUCAAAGAGAGCCACAACAAGCGCCCAGAAUACCUGCUAUUCUCCCAACCAGCUUCUCGCCAUUUACAAUUCACAAACCGGAAAUACAAUUUCUAAACAAAAGUUCAUGGAAUUAUGCCCGUCUCUGCUUUAUCAACAAGUAUCUGGUUCUUGUUCUGAUUUGUCAAGUGAUCCAGUAACAAAACCGGUGGAUGAUGCAGAAAGAUAUGGAUAUGGCUCGUUUGCAGUAUUUCUGAUUUGUCUUUGUUCUGUGCUCGCCGUCUUGGUUAUACCAAUAGCCAAAAGUUCAAGGACCUGUUUCCGUGCUGUAAUGAACCUGUUUUUAGGAUUGGCCAUCGGAACAUUGACCACAGAUGCGUUGCUGCAUCUUUUACCAACGGCAUUUGGACUCCAUGGCCAUAGUGAAGAAGAGCAUGCACAUGGAGAUGCAUUCAUGGAAAAAUAUAUAGGGUUUGGUUUAGCGGCCUUAGCAGGUAUUUAUGGAUUUUACUUGUUGGAAUUAGUGAUGUCAUUCUACAGAAAAAACCCAACCUCCGCACAUGGACAUUCACAUCUGCAAUAUGAAUUAGAUCUUAAUAUUCCGAAUGGUAAUGGUCAUGUGACGGAAUCAAAACGUGAUUUGUAUAACAGUCAAAAUGAUAUGAAUAAUUCUAUACAGUUUGAAACAGAAUUUAGUGAUAAAGGUGUAUCAUCCUUAUCUUUAAUGGUGUUAAUCGGAGAUGGUAUUCAUAAUUUUGCUGAUGGUCUAGCCAUAGGAGCUGCCUUCACUCAAGGCAAUGCAGUUGGAAUUGCUACUAGCAUAACUGUCUUUUGCCAUGAAUUGCCACAUGAACUAGGUGACUUUGCUAUUUUGUUAAAAAGCGGAUUAAGUGUAAAGAAGGCAAUGUUAUUGAACUUUUUAUCAGCAUUAACUGCAUUUGUUGGUUUGUAUGUUGGACUGGCAGUGUCAACAGACGAAUCUAUACGACAAUGGAUAUUUGCAGUAACAGGAGGUCUUUUCUUGUACAUAUCUUUAGUUGAUAUGCUCCCCGAGUUGAUAAAUGGUCAUAUUGGAAGUAAUUCAACAAAAAUUGUUGGUAUGAUCUACAACAAUAUAGGAAUACUUAUUGGAGCACUGAUAUUAUUUCUCUUGUCUGUGUAUGAAGAGCAGAUUAAGAUUUAAUUGAAAAAUUUGAUAACCAGAACUGUCCAAGUACAUUUCAAACUAUCCCAAAGAUAAAGCAACAAACUGGAAGAUAUAUGCUAACUUGUUAUCAAAUUCAUUCUUCAUAUAACAUAGAUUAAUUACUAAAAAUUGAUGUUUUAUUACUUCAUAUUAUAUUACACAUAUCUUGUAUGAAACGUUUCUAAUAAUAAUAUUUUUUGAAUAUCCUUAUUAUUGAAAUACCACGAGGAACCUUUGUAUUUUUAUGUCUUAUAUGUACAAUGUUUGUCAAAACAUCCGAAAUUAAAUGGUACUAUAUAAAAGUAUCAAAUGCAGUGUAUUAUAGCAAAUAAUUGGUCUUUUUGUACACGGUUGGGAUAUUUUAACAUUGUUUUCAUUACGUUUUGAGUUCUAAAAAAUUGUCUCAUUAAACAGUAAAAUUAUAAAAGUCCAAAUAGACAGUUACAGUAUUUUAUUGAAUUCUAUUGAAAAUUUCAAUCACUUGUGUCAGAGAUUUGUACUGACAUGGUAACAACAUAUGUCAAACAUUUAAUUUGUAGUGGUCAAAUGUUCCGGAUUGACACUGUUUAAGAACUCUGGAUUAUUAAAGUAAAACAUAUAGGGAAAAAAUAUGACACACAUUUUCUAAAUGUCCUCUAUAAUUCAAAUUGAACAAUUUAAGAUUGUAGGUUAUAGGGUGGUUCCAUUCAAAAUCUUAAAGAUCAGUAUUUACUAAUGAUAAUCAUCAGUGCAUAUUACCAUUUGACGUUUAGCAAACAACAGUCAAUCAAUCAUCAGUGAAUAUGAGAGGCUUUAAAAUUUUGAUUUCUUUUACUUUGACAAAUGAAAACCAACUGCAGUUUUAUGUAUAUGUAUAGUAAAUUGUCUGUAUUUCCCUCACAAGUUGUUUUUGCAUAUUUUUUUUCUUUAUGAUUAAUGCAUGUAAAUAGUAAUACAUAUCAGAAUCGGAAGUUAAUCUCAUGUUUUAUAUUUACUUAUUUAUUUAUUUUCUCGCUGCGUUGAAGACCCAUUGGUGACCUGGAGCUGUUUCUGCUCUUUGGUCGGGUUGAUCCCGUUUCCAUUCUCAAUUCUAUUUGGUGAGCUUUUAAUAUAUUUUGUGAAAUAAUUAAUUUUAUACUUUACCAAAUGUAGUUGAUAUGAUGUUAUGACCACAAUAGUGGUAUACAAAGAAUAUGAGCUUUUUUAUAGGUCAUUGUUCCUAAAAAGUUAUUUCUUAUUUUGUUCAAAUCAUACACUAGAAAAGCUCAUAAAUAUGUCUUAAAUGUGACACAGUCGUAAAAUAAAAUAUGAGAAGUUAUGCUUUGUUAAAAUCUAUCAGACAACUGUAAGUGGGUUGUAUAAUAUCAUACAUUAUAAUAUAAAAUGUUAAGAAAAUUUCCCUUUAUAUGCAACUGACCUGGUUUGACGGAAAUUGUACAUAAACGAUGCAAUUAAGUAAUGGAAAGGUAUCUAAUUAAUCCCUUCAAAGGUAAACCUUUAAGGAAAUAUUUUAUCAUGACAGUUGAUAAAACCAAUGAACUAAAUUUCCUAUAAAAUAAAACACCAAGUCAUUUUAAUAAUCGAACUUCAAGAAAAGUGUGGAGUUAAAACUUCUGACUUCAUUUAUCAAUAAAAUAUCAUUGAUUUUGUUUCUCAUUAUGGCGAUUUCACUUACAAAAGUCUUCUAAUUAUAAAAAAAAUAAUCCAGCAAGGUAAUGAUGAACUGGUAUUAUCAUUCCACAAGUUUGCUGCUUGCCAUCAUGAAUUGGUUAUUAAGUUGCCUCGGUUUGGAGAUUUGCGAUACAGUAAUCAUUUCUUCAUUUGAAACAAUAAUACAUUCCCAUAACAUUCAUAUAUGUAAGUGACUAAGAUAUUUGUUUUCAAAGCGAAUAUCUUCCAAGUCUUGUUUUUUUUAUACAAAUGACAAAUGGCUUAUAUUUCACAAUUAUACAAACUUGUCAAAACUUAAUAUAUAUAUAUAUGGAUUGCAUUUUCAUCUGCAUAGCUAUCAUUAUGUCAUAAUACGAUUAUUGUGUAUAUAUAACACAAGUAGGUCUUGUGGUUUUUAAUUUUCAAAACAUAAUUGUAAUUUGAUUUUAAUAUCUAUCUCAUUUCAAAUGUUGAAUUGUAUUGAUAAAUGUCAUCGACUCAUUGUUAUCAUUUAGCUACCGUUGUUAUAUUUUAAUACAAAUAAAGCAUUCAUUCUUAAUUAGA